GUUCAUUCUAGGGUCCUGUUUGACACGACACACUUUGUCGAACGUAACCACUUCCGCCCCUAACCGGAAGUGUAGCGCACGUGUAAACAGUGGAUAGAGUCACGUUGUACGCCUGUGAAAUGAUAACAUGAAUUAACUUCUUGAAUUCUGAGAUCAUAUGUGCAUCGGAUUUAAAUCAACUGUAACCACAAAAGAAAAGCAAAGAUGGAGAAGAAAGAACAGAAGCGGCACCAGCACAAGCACAGUGGACCCAAAGCACAGAAGAAGAACAGAAAGAAGGAGCAGGGCACUGAACAAGAGCAGGAUGAGCGCAAGAGGAACCCACGAGCGUUUAGCGUCCAGUCAGCUGUGCGCAUGGCAAAAACCUUCCAUAGGGCUCAGGAUAUUAAAACAAAGAAACAUCACAUUCCUCUGGUAGACCGGACCCCUCUGGAGCCUCCACCUGUUGUUGUAGUGGUGAUGGGACCUCCAAAAGUGGGCAAAAGCACCCUCAUUCGAUGCCUGAUCAAAAACUAUACACGGCAGAAGCUUUCUGACAUCUGUGGACCUGUGACCAUAGUUUCUGGAAAGAAACGCCGCCUGACCUUGAUUGAGUGCAACAAUGACAUCAACAGCAUGAUUGAUUUGGCAAAGGUUGCUGAUUUGGUUCUGAUGCUGAUAGAUGCAAGUUUUGGCUUUGAAAUGGAGACCUUUGAGUUCCUGAACAUUUGCCAAGUUCAUGGCUUCCCUCGAGUCAUGGGGGUCCUCACACAUCUGGACACUUUUAAGAACAACAAGACGCUCAGCAAAACAAAGAAACGCCUCAAACACCGCUUCUGGACUGAAGUUUACCAGGGUGCCAAGCUCUUUUACCUGUCUGGAAUGGUGUAUGGAGAGUACCAGACACAGGAAGUUAAGAAUCUUGGGCGGUUCAUCUCAGUCAUGAAGUUCAGACCUCUUGUUUGGCGGACCUCUCACCCAUAUGUGGUGGCUGACCGUAUGCAAGAUCUUACUGAUCCUGAGGCUAUUAGGUUAAAUCCCAAAUGUGACAGAACCGUCUCUCUGUACGGCUACCUACGUGGGACAUUCUUGAAGAAUAAAUGCCAGGUCCACAUUCCUGGUGUGGGUGACUUCUCUGUGUCGGAUGUUAGCUUCCUCCCGGACCCCUGCCCUCUUCCGGAGGUGAUUAAGAAGAGAGCGUUGAAUGUAAAGGAACGGUUAUUGUACGCCCCCCUGGCUGGCGUAGGGGGAUUGGUGUAUGAUAAGGACGCAGUCUACAUCGAUAUGCCCAGCGGACAUGCCAGCCGGCAGCAGGAGGAGGUGCGGCCCACCACUGAACUCGUUCAGUCUCUUAUUGGCACACAAGCCACUUUGGAUGCAAAAAUGGCUGCCAGCAAAGUCUCACUGUUCACAGGAACUGCUGCACUGACACCAGAGGAGGUGCAGGAAAAUGAGAAACAGAACCCUAUGGAAAGCCGAGAAUGGGAUGAGAAUGCACAGAGAGAGAGGAGGAGAGCUGUUUUUGCUGAUGAAGAUGAAAAAGAUGAUGAUGAGGAAGAAGAGAGUGAUGAAGCGGAGGAGGAAGAAGAGGAGGAAGAAGAUGAGGAUGAAGAGGGGCUGACAACACUAAAAAAGGUAGAUGAGAAAGCAGAUGAGACGGCAGCACCUCCUGUGAAGAAACAGAAGAUUAAGGAACCCAUGGAGAUGCCUGCAUUUGCUGAUAGUGAUGAUGAGCUGGAAAAGAGUGAAGGAGAGGAAAGUGAAGAGGAGGAGGAGGUGGCGGAGGAAGAAGAGGAGGAUUCUAAUGAUGAAGAAGAGUUGGGCGGUUUAUUUAAAGUCAGUCGACCAGAGAGAAGUAAGAAAGUACGAGCAGAUGCAAUGGACUGCUCUCGCUUUCAGCCAGACAGCAGCCAUGACUGGGAUCAGGAGGAGAUGCUAGCCUCUAUCAGGGACUGUUUUGUGACUGGAAAAUGGGAAGAGGAUAAAGAUGCUGCAACACUGCUUAAGGAAAAUGACGAACUGUAUGGAGAUUUUGAAGAUUUGCAAACAGGAGAAGUUCACAAAGCAAAGACUGGGAAUAAAGACAAAGCUGAGGAAGGGAAUGAUGAUGAAAUAAAGGGUGAUGGUGGUGAUGAUGAUGAUGAAGAGGAGGAGGCUCCUCAAGUGAAACUUGACGAUGAUGAAGUUCAAAAGAACAAGCGUUUGGAGAAGAAGAGGCGGCUGAAGGAGAGGUUCGAUGCACAAUAUGAUGAUGGCGACGCCACAUACUUUGAUGACCUGAAGGAGGAGAUGCAGAAACAGGCUGAGUUGAACAGGCAAGAGUUUGAAGACGUGGAUGAUGAAGUCCGUGUUCAGUACGAGGGCUUCAGGCCAGGCAUGUAUGUUCGUGUGGAGAUCCCUGCUUUACCUUGUGAGUUCGUCACCAACUUUGACCCCCACUAUCCCAUCGUUCUUGGUGGAUUGGGCCCCAGUGAGGGCAAUGUUGGCUACUUGCAGAUGCGUCUGAAGAAACACCGCUGGCACAGUCGUAUCUUGAAAACCCGUGAUCCUCUCAUCCUGUCUUUGGGCUGGAGGCGCUUUCAGACCAUUCCCCUCUACUACAUCGAGGACCAUAACGGACGUCACCGCCUGCUCAAAUACACACCUGAACACAUGCACUGUGGUGCCACCAUCUGGGGACCUAUAACACCCCAGGGUACAGGCUUCCUGGCUGUGCAGACGGUCGGAGGUAUUAAGGCCAAUUUCCGCAUCGCUGCCACAGGAGUGGUUCUGGACCUGGACAAAUCAGUUACAAUUGUGAAGAAGCUCAAACUGAUUGGAUACCCUUAUAAAAUCUUUAAGAACACCUGCUUUAUCCAGGGAAUGUUUAACACCGUCUUGGAGGUUGCGAAGUUUGAGGGAGCGUCCAUCCGCACAGUCAGUGGCAUUAAAGGGCAGAUAAAGAAAGCCUUGCGCACCCCGCUGGGCGCCUUCAGAGCCACGUUUGAGGACAGACUACUUAUGAGUGAUAUUGUGUUCCUGCGCUCCUGGUAUCCGGUCUUGGUUCCUCAGCUGUAUAAUCCAGUGACGUCUCUGCUGAUGCCGGUUGGACAGAAGGACACAUGGGCAGGCAUGAGGACCCUCGGACACCUUAAACAUGACCUGGGUAUCCGCAACAAACCCAACCAGGACUCACUGUACAAGCCGGUUGUGAGGCAAGUUCGACACUUCAACACCCUCCACAUUCCCAAAGAGCUGCAAAAGGCCCUCCCCUUCAAGAACAAACCCAAACAGAUGCAGGCCAAAGGCAAAACCCCGCGGGACCUGCAGAGACCGGCUGUCGUACGAGAGCCCCACGAGAAAAAGGUGGCAGCAUUGCUUGAUGCUCUGAGCUCAGUCUACGCAUACAAGAACAAGAAGGCGAAAGCAGAACAGCACGCCAAGCACAAAGAAUUCCUGAAGCAGAAAGAAAAACAGGAUGCAGAAAGGCAGAAGAGGCUGAAAGAGGAGAGAAAGAAGACCUACCGUGCAAUGGGACAGAAAGAGAAGAAGAAACUCAAAUCCAGCCUGAAGGGAGCAUCCAAGGACAAUUGAGUCUACCUCACACCUGAUUCUGUUAGACUGUGACACCAGGCCCAUUGGAUCAGGGUCUGUUACGCUCUUGGUUAGACUGUUUGAAAUGUGCCAUAAUUCGAUUCCCACACCGGCUGCUGUUACUGAGCUGGCUCAAGAGUCGAGAUAAUGAUACUGCAGGAGACCCGAUGGGUUUUGCUGAAGUCUUUAAAA
Messenger RNA from Sinocyclocheilus grahami, 3744 nucleotides. RefSeq names its product ribosome biogenesis protein BMS1 homolog. Lineage: Eukaryota; Metazoa; Chordata; Actinopteri; Cypriniformes; Cyprinidae. Gene Ontology annotation, cellular component: 90S preribosome; nucleus. Gene Ontology annotation, molecular function: GTP binding; U3 snoRNA binding; GTPase activity. The transcript is spliced from 22 exons. Gene Ontology annotation, biological process: maturation of SSU-rRNA from tricistronic rRNA transcript (SSU-rRNA, 5.8S rRNA, LSU-rRNA); endonucleolytic cleavage of tricistronic rRNA transcript (SSU-rRNA, 5.8S rRNA, LSU-rRNA); ribosome biogenesis. Bases 205 to 3552 code for a protein of 1115 amino acids. The record is from RefSeq and is a predicted model, not a curated record.